AAUAAAAGAAAUCCGAUCGCCAUGCCAAAUAAGUGGUUAUAAAUUGAAAUACAUGUAUGCUUACAACUCUUUGUUAAACAAUGUCCAACAAAAACCAUAAUCACACAUUUCCAAUUUCAGUUACUUUGUUGAUUUUCUUGUUGCUAAAUCUAUGUCAAGAAGCUUCAGGGCUAACACAAUCUGAAGCCUUGUUAAAGUGGAAACAAAGUCUCCCUCAGCAACCAAUUCUUGAUUCAUGGAUCAUUAACAACUCAAGUUCAACACAAACUCCAUGUUCAUGGAAAGGUAUCACCUGUGAUUCAAAAGGAAGCGUGACAGUUAUAAACUUAGCAUAUGCUGAGCUUGAAGGUACUCUUCAACACUUAAACUUAUCUGUUUUCACAAACCUUCUUCGUCUAGAUCUUAACACAAACUAUCUCUUCGAUACCAUACCUCAAAAUAUUGGCGUUCUUUCUAAACUCCAAUUUCUCGAUCUUUCUACUAAUUUUCUCAAUGGAACUUUGCCUCUUUCUAUAUCCAAUUUGACUCAAGUUUACGAGCUUGAUGUUUCGAGAAACGAUGUGUCAGGUAUAUUAGACCGUCGAUUGUUUCCUGAUAAGCCCAGUUCUAAAACCAGACUUAUUGGUAUUAGGAAUCUCCUUUUUCAAGAUACUCUCUUGGGUGGUCCAUUACCGAACGAAAUAGGGAACAUUCAAAACUUGACUAUACUAGCACUUGACGGAAACAAUUUCUCUGGGCUUAUUCCUUCAUCUUUAGGAAACUGUAAACAUUUAAGCAUUCUUGGUUUGUCUGAAAACCAUUUCUCUGGCCCAAUUCCACCAAGCAUUGGCAAAUUGACAAACCUAACUGAUCUUAGGUUUUACACCAACAACUUAAAUGGUACUGUGCCACAAGAAUUUGGAAACCUUUCAUCUUUGAUUGUGUUGCAUCUUGCUGAGAACAAUUUCACUGGUGUGUUACCACCACAAGUUUGCAAAAGUGGCAAACUUGUGAAUUUUAGUGCAGCCGAUAACAGUUUCACCGGUCCAAUUCCAAUAAGUCUUAGAAACUGUCCUUCUUUGUAUAGAGUUCGACUUGAACACAACCAGUUAACUGGUUAUGCUGAUCAAAAUUUCGGAAUUUAUCCAAAUCUUACUUACAUGGAUUUCAGCAAAAACAAAGUUCAAGGUGAUUUAUCUUCCAAAUGGGGAUCCUGCGAAAAAUUGCAAUUACUACGUAUGGCUGGUAAUUCAGUAAAUGGUAACAUUCCAGGAGAAAUUUUUCAUUUGAAACAAUUACAAAAGCUUGAUCUAUCAUCCAACCAAUUAUCAGGAACUAUUCCUUCACAAAUUGGAUAUUCUUUAAAUUUGUAUAGCUUAAAUUUAGGUGGAAAUAGGCUUUCUGGUAAAAUACCAAUUGAAAUUGGAAAGCUUUCUAAUUUGCAAUAUUUAGACCUUUCAAUGAACAUGUUGAUGGGAGAAAUUCCGAUUCAGAUUCGAGAUUGUUCAAACUUGUUGAGUUUAAAUUUGAGUAAUAAUCACUUGAAUGGAACAAUUCCAUUCCAAAUUGGAAGUCUUGCAGCUUUACAAAUCCUUUUGGAUCUAAGUUACAAUUCAUUUUCAGGGGAAAUUCCUGCUACUAUUGGUCACCUUUUAAAUUUGAUAAGUUUGAAUAUCUCAAACAAUAAUUUAUCUGAUUCAAUUCCUGAUGAAAUUAAUGGAAUGUUGAGUUUGUCAAAUCUUAACCUCUCUUACAAUCACUUAGAGGGUAAAAUUCCGAAAGGUGGCAUAUUCAAAUCCAACUCUUCUACUUCACUUGAUUUGAGCAACAACCAAGGUCUGUGUGGUGAUUUCAAAGGUUUGAAACCUUGUAGUGUAUCACUUAGUCAACCAAACGGUGAUGGAAGUGACAAGGAAAGUGUUGUAAUUCCUAUUGUUGCUUCUUUAGGAGGUGCACUUUUUCUUUUACUGAUAUUUGUUGGCAUAUAUUUCUUAUGCUACAAGAAAAAUUCAAGACCUUCAAGGCUAAAAGAUUCUUCAGUGAAGAUACCAAAUCCAUUUUCGGUUUUGUACUUCAAUGGAAGAGUCAUAUACGAAGACAUAAUUGAAGCAACCAACAAUUUUGACGACAAAUAUUGCAUUGGCGGAGGAGCAUUUGGAAAUGUUUACAAAGCACAACUGAAAGGAGGACAAAUGUUGGCGGUGAAAAAGCUGAAAUACGAUGACGAGAAUUUAGUUAUCGAUAGCAUAAAAACAUUUGAAAAUGAGGUUAAAUCUAUAACAGAAACAAGGCACAGGAACAUUGUGAAGUUUUAUGGAUUUUGUUUUGCAGGGAUCCACACAUUUUUGGUUUAUGAGUAUAUGGAUAAAGGGAGUUUGGCUGAUAUGUUGACUGAUGAUAUGAAAUCAAUAGAACUUGAUUGGGUUAAAAGGGUUGAGAUUGUUACAGGUGUUGCAAGUGCUCUUUCUUAUAUGCAUCAUGAUUGUUCACCACUUUUGAUUCAUAGAGACAUUUCAAGCAAGAAUAUUUUGUUAUCUUCAAAUCUUGAAGCUCAUGUUUCAGAUUUUGGUACUGCAAGGUUUCUUAAGCCAAACUCGCCUAUUUGGACUUCAUUUGCCGGGACAUAUGGUUAUGCUGCUCCAGAGCUUGCUUACACAAUGGCGGUGACAGAGAAAUGUGAUGUAUUCAGCUUUGGUGUUUUAGCAUUUGAGAUUCUAACUGGAAAACACCCUGGUGAUGUUGUUUCUUACAUACAAGCAUCCAAUGUUCAGAAGAUAGAUUUAAAAGAGAUUUUAGAUCCUCGUCUCCCAUCUCCUCCAAAUAAUGUUUUGAAUGAAUUGGAAAUGGUGGAAAAUUUAGCUGUUUCUUGUUUACACACAAAUCCUCAGUCUAGACCUACCAUGAGAAGCAUUUCCCAAUUGCUUAUAAAAAUGUAGACUAUGCUUAAAUCUUGAUUGAUGUCUUUUAGUGUUUUCUUGCUGUUCACUUGCUUAGUAUUAUGACUUUUCUCAUGUAUAUCUUAGUUUCUCCUAUAUAAUUUAUAUGUCAGUUAUGUAUUGUCGGUGAUUAAUUUAGACUGUGUGUGAGAAUUUGGAUGAGAGAAAAAGGACUUUUAGAGAAAUAAAUGAGAAAGUAAUCUUUUA
This is a messenger RNA of Vicia villosa (hairy vetch), 3122 nucleotides long. Its product is annotated as MDIS1-interacting receptor like kinase 2-like. The transcript has 2 exons. Gene Ontology annotation, molecular function: ATP binding; protein kinase activity; protein binding. Bases 81 to 2915 code for a protein of 944 amino acids. NCBI's taxonomy places the organism in Eukaryota, Viridiplantae, Streptophyta, Magnoliopsida, Fabales, Fabaceae. The record is from RefSeq and is a predicted model, not a curated record. Gene Ontology annotation, biological process: protein phosphorylation.